CAGACUGCUGGGUGCACUGUCGUCUAGUUUGAUGUCAUCAAAACUGAAGGUGAUGUGCACCAUAGAGCGGCCGGGGGAGCCUGACCUGCGCACCCUGCUCAGAAUGUCACGCACCGAAAUCGCCAUGGCGAUUGACGACCCAUUUCCACUACUCUACGGCCUCACUGAUCAUGACAUCAUCACAGACCAGCUCUUUAAGGAGACUUUGGAUUAUAAGAAGCGGGAGGGGAUCCACAAAGCCAUCUACUCGGUGCUCACAUGGCUACUGGGAAAGGAAUUCCCCACCAUCCAGGACUUCUGGAGGACCUUGUUUAAGGAGUACAACCUGGAGCGAUACCCCAAACUGCAGAGCAUCCAAGCCAGCUUCCCCAAAGAUUUGAGCAUGAGCAGCCUGAAGCGAAGCCGGAAGACCCAGAGGAGCCCCAACCCCCCCCAGCUACCUCGAGCCCCCCCAGCAAAGAGGAGACCCCCGGAAGAGGUGGAGCCAGCCCUGCCCAGCAGCCAAUCCAAGAAUACCACCAAUCCAGGAACCCUGGUGAAGGCAAAAUCUAUACGGAAAGCUGAUGGCCCGGAGGUGUCUCGAAUGCCAGUAGGAAAUGGGAUCCAGGCUGUUGCCACCUCCACCUCCGUGCAGAGAGCUGUCACCCUGUCAUCCAGCGAGCUGCCAGGGACCCGUGGGGCCGUUGAGGGCAUCCUCAUUAAGCAGGUCUUUGAGUCAGGGAGCUCCAAGAAGUGCAUUCAAGUUGGCAGCGAGUUUUACUCCCCAAGCAAGUUUGAGGACCUGACUGGGAGGAAACAGACCAAGACUGCAAAGUCACAUAUUCGCCAAAAGGGGGUGCCAUCUGCCAGGACAACUGAGGUCCUGAAGAACGAUGAUGAAUGUGCUGUUUGUAAGGACGGGGGGGAGCUCAUCUGCUGUGACGGCUGUCCCAAAGCUUUCCACCUGUACUGUCUGGUGCCUCCGCUUACAGUCAUCCCCAGUGGGACGUGGCGCUGCCAGUCCUGCAGUGUGAAGAGAGUGGAGAGCCCACAGGCCACAGACAGGACCUUUACUCCAGGCCCGAACCCACUAUCUGUUCCGAAGGGUGCUGGAGUGACAGAGAGUGCCAGCUCUACUGUGGAUAUCUCCUUCUUCUCCUCUCUCACCUCCACCUCCCUGUCCAGUGUCACGGCAACCAAGACCAGCCAGACCACAGGGGCAGCUGCCCAGCAGUGGAGCACCCCUGAGUUUGGGGGUCCUGGGGAGAGGUGUGGGGUGUGCAGACAGGGAGGAGAGCUCAGCCGCUGCUCUCAGUGCCUCCAGCACUUCCACAUCCGCUGCUACUUCCCUUCCACCAGCACUGCAGACGGAGCCAGCAUCGAGAAGCUGAGGUGCAAGUCCUGCAGUCGGAACUGGUGGAACGGCUCAGAGACAGACAGCAGACAGCUGUCCACCACUACUGGGGGGGCCCAGGUGGCAUUUGCUGGGAACACAGCUGAGCAGAGUACCUCUCUCUCUGAGCAAAUCUUGAAUAAGGAUGAAUUUGACACCCUGCUGGGAGAGAGCUCCAUUGACGGAAUCCUGCAGUGGGCCUUUCAGAACAUCUCCCGCCCCCUCUCUGAGAGCCAAGGUUAUUUCCAGUAACUGCCCUGAACAAGACACUGGACAGCGGGCUGCACUUCGUUGCAGGGGUGUUAGAUUUUGUUAAAUUUCCUAAACAUUUGAGCUUUAGCCUAGGAUUAUUUUAACACCAAUUAUGUUCCCUCACUGCAGCAAUUCCCCACACAGCCCAGGAGAACUGAAGGUUCAGUAGACGUCCUGUGAUCCCAUGACCAAGCCAGUUUCAUCUUUUACACUGAGGAACUUUCCUGAGCUCAUUAGACGCCUGGCCAGUAGGGUCCGCUAUAGCAUGAUGGGUAGGAACAGUCCCUGUCGCUUUUGCCUCCCAAUUCCAUGCUCCUUUAAAGUCAAUGCAAUGCUCCUUCUGAAAUCCUCAGCAAAGAUCGGCGACUUUGCACAGCCAGGAUGCAAACCUGCGCUCCCCUAUCUGCAUGACUCACCCUGCACACCACAGCUAGGCUUUUACCAAGUGAGCCGCUCUGAGACCCCCGAAUUAAACACUGGUAAACAUUUACAUAUUGGCAAUUUUUUGUAGCCAAUCAAAAAAAGCCAUCAUGAGAAACCCUCCAAUGCUGUUACUUUUUUAUGAUGCAUGGCAACAUUGAUGUGACUGAGACUACAUGUGCACAUAAAUAAUUAUUGAAUUCAUAACCUUAAUACAUUUGGAAUACAUAAGUUGCA
This is a messenger RNA of Polyodon spathula (Mississippi paddlefish), 2281 nucleotides long. It is a transcript of the gene aire, whose product is annotated as autoimmune regulator. Gene Ontology annotation, biological process: humoral immune response; regulation of transcription by RNA polymerase II. The record is from RefSeq and is a predicted model, not a curated record. Gene Ontology annotation, cellular component: cytoplasm; nucleus. The transcript has 14 exons. NCBI's taxonomy places the organism in Eukaryota, Metazoa, Chordata, Actinopteri, Acipenseriformes, Polyodontidae. Gene Ontology annotation, molecular function: DNA binding; translation regulator activity; DNA-binding transcription factor activity, RNA polymerase II-specific. The coding region runs from base 32 to 1624 and encodes 530 amino acids.